AUGGAGCUGUCGCUCUCGCCUCAUACAGCGACGGGCGAGUCGCUGGUCCCGACGGCGGCGUCUGCGACGUCGCGUGCCGACGGCUCUGCGGAGGUGCGGCAGGGCCUGACCCAUGUGUAUGCGUGUGUGUAUGGGCCCAUGGAACCUGGUCGGGCAGCGCGUGCGCCGACGGUACGGCAGGACCGUGCGACAAUCCAGGUGGACAUAGCUGUGGCGCCAUGGGGUGCAGCGGAGCGGCGGUAUCGUGCGCGAGGCGACCGGCAACUCGUGGAAUGGGCCAAUGCGGUCCGCUCGACAUUCGAUCCCGUGGUGCAUACGCACCUCUUUCCGCGUGCGCAGAUUGACCUAGUCGUGCAUGUGUUGCAACAGGACGGCGGUGUCUUACCGGCCAUGAUUCAUGCGUGCACGCUCGCACUGAUGGACGCGGGCAUACCCAUGUCUGAUUAUGUGUGUGCGAUGACCUGUGGGCUGCACGGCGAGACGGCGAUGCUGGAUCUGAACCGGAAGGAGCAGACGAGUCUUCCGUUUGCAACGGUGGCGGUUCUACCCCGCUCGGGCCAAGUGCCGCUGAUGCAGCUGGAUACGCGCAUCCACAUGGACCGUUUUUCACGCAUGGUGGAUAUGUGUGUGGAAGCGGCAGCGAUGCGCGCGCGCUCAGCGCGACUUGUUGAGGCUGCGCAGCAUCCGCACGAAGCGAUAGAGGGGUCACAGGCGCCGUAG
Molecule: messenger RNA, 720 nt
Organism: Malassezia sympodialis ATCC 42132
Lineage: Eukaryota; Fungi; Basidiomycota; Malasseziomycetes; Malasseziales; Malasseziaceae
Exons: 4
Coding region: 1-720 (239 amino acids)
Biological process (GO): rRNA catabolic process; poly(A)-dependent snoRNA 3'-end processing; U4 snRNA 3'-end processing
Cellular component (GO): nucleolus; nuclear exosome (RNase complex); cytoplasmic exosome (RNase complex)
Molecular function (GO): RNA binding
Source: RefSeq, a predicted model, not a curated record